Molecule: messenger RNA, 3119 nt
Organism: Gavialis gangeticus (Gharial)
Lineage: Eukaryota; Metazoa; Chordata; Crocodylia; Gavialidae
Gene: TSPEAR
Product: thrombospondin type laminin G domain and EAR repeats
Exons: 10
Coding region: 1-1740 (579 amino acids)
Biological process (GO): signal transduction
Source: RefSeq, a predicted model, not a curated record
AUGCUCCGUGAUUUCUCUGGCACAGACCUGCGCCCUCUGGAUCUUCUCGCGGAGGUGGUUCCUGCUGGUGGCCUGAGGAACGGGAUUAGGAUGCUCCAAGUGCAGGGGGUGCGUGGAUUCCAGCUCUUGGCUUCCCACCCCCAUUCCCUCUGCUUCCCAGCAUCUCGGAUUUUUCUCCACUGUGACCACUUUCCAGAGGAAUUCUCUAUCAUCGUCACCCUGAGAGUCCUCAGUGUCCCAGGAAAGAAAAAUGAAUACAUCUUCACCAUGAUGGGAGAGGAGAGCAGCCCGGUGCUGGUAGGACUUAGGUACUCACUGAACAAACUCCACUUCCUUUUCUGGAGCAGGGAGCUGUCCAACGGCUGGCAGACGCGGGUCACCUUCCGAGACAUCUCCUUGGUGGACAAUCAGUGGCACACUCUUGUCUUGGCCGUAUCUGGACAUUCCUUCUCCCUCACUGUGGACUGCAGUAUCCCUGUUGACAUGGUGGUGGACACACCGUUCCCUGCAUCCUUGACCAUAAAGGGAGCCAGCUUUUAUGUUGGGAGCAGGAGGAGAAGGAAAGGGUUCUUUACGGGCUUGUUAAGACAGCUGGUCCUGUUGCCAGGAUCUGAUGCUACCUCAAGGAUAUGCACUAACAUGAACCUUAAGCUAGCGGUGCUCUCCAUCCCCCCAGUACUACAGGACCUCCCAGUGAAGCCAGGAAGCAAUGAGGUGCUGAAAUACCCAUACGAAGCCGAGAUGAAGGUGACUUUUGGGUCCCGCCCGCCCUGCACCAAGACUGAGAAAGCGCAGUUCUGGUUUAACGUCUCUCAGAAGGGGCUGCAUCUCUGUAACGGGAGUGCAUGGCUUUCCAUGCUGGAAGGUAAGGGGCACGGGAUCUUCCUAGCAGUGGCUAAUUUUGAGCAGAAUGAAAGGGGUCAGGAGUUCUCUGUAAUAUACAAGUGGAGCUACAGAAAAGAGAAAUUCAUCUCGUACCAGAGGAUCUCCACGCACAACGCUAGGGACUGGGAGGCCUUUGUCAUUGAGGGAGAGGCCUUCCUCGCAGUUGCCAACCACAGAGAAGGAGAUAAUCACAACAUCAACAGUAUCAUAUACAGGUGGAACCCCAGGACUGGGCUUUUUGAGACCAACCAGACCAUUCCUACCUCUGGAGCCUAUGACUGGGAGUUUUUCACCAUUGGACCUUAUUCCUUCCUAGCUGUAGCCAAUACAUUUAAUGGCACAUCCACGAGGAUCUACUCCCACAUUUAUGUCUGGCUCAGUGGCUCUUUUCAGCUCUUUCAGUCAAUCCUGACUUUUGGUGCUGCUGAUUGGGAAGUCUUUCACAUUGGGGACAGAGUCUUCCUCGUGGUGGCUAACAGUCACUGUUAUGACAGUGGAACACUCAUGCCAAGCAACUUGUAUGCCAUCAAUUCCUCCAUCUAUGAGCUGAACAUCACGGCGCAGAUGUUCAUCAAGUUUCAGGACCUUCUCACUUACAGUGCUCUGGACUGGGAGUUUUUUUCAGUGGGAGAAGACUCUUUUCUAGUGGUGGCAAACUCUUUUGAUGGUUUUACCUUCUCCGUCGACAGUAUUAUAUACAGGUGGCAGGGGUAUGAAGGCUUUGUGGCAGUGCACCAUCUCCCAACCUUUGGCUGUAGAGACUGGGAAGCUUUUAACACAACUGGAGGCUCUUACCUCAUCUACUCAAGCGCCAAAGAGCCACUCUCCAAGGUGCUGAAGCUGAAAACUGUCUGACAUGGAAACAGAGUCUUUGGUCUGCAAGACAAAGGGCAAAGCCAGGCAAGGAAGUGACUUGUCCAACUGGGCCCAGGACAGGGCUACUGCUCUGCAGGAAAUACACAAGCUCAGUAGCACUGGGGAAGUCUGAAGCCACCACAGCAAACACAGGAAGGACUCAGAGCCAGAUGCCUGGGUCUGAGCUGUGCUCCCUGUAGGACCUGGAAAGAUAAGAGGAAAUGUGAGUCUAAGGCACUUUUCCUUUUCCCCCAUCAGGAGAUGAGGGGGGUACAAUGAAGACUUCUCUAAAGUGUGCUGGUGACUAUGGUCACCUAGGAGCUGCUGCAGUAGCCAAGGUGCAGCAGAGCAUAUCACACUACACCUACAACCCAUCACCCCCUACUAUACCCCUCAAGGCUGGAGGCAGCAAGUGUCAUAGUGCCUUCCUUGUAUCAUAGCAGUGCCUAGCUGUCAGCUCUCCAUCCCACAUGGGUUCAUCUGCUGGAUGGUAUCUGUGGAGAUGUCAAAGUCACUGGUGCACAAAGGUAACGACAAAGGAACACAAAGGAGCUUUCCUGCUGGGCACUGCCAGCUUCCAGGGGUCAACAACCACUAUGUUUCCCCUGGAAGUGAAAAGAGCAGAGGCAUUCUGGAAUCUCCCUGGCUUGCUGCUAGGAGUGUGUUGCAAGGAGAGUGCCCUUCUGAAGAGCUGGGAUCUGAUCUUCAUGUGUAGGUCUCCAGGUGUGUAGUUUCCAAUGCUUCUAAACCUUCAGACAAAGCUGUGCCUCCACUAAGGACAGUUCUGUGAGUCCUGCCAUGCAAGAGGAGUCUGUUCCAGAAAGUUGCUUGUGACUUGGUUUUUCAAGCUGCAGAGCCAGCAGGGGCAGAUUGAACACAACUUCAGCCCAAGUCAGAGGGCUGCCGUCUGGGGGUCCAUAAUGCAUGAACCACCAUGCCUCUAGUUGUUUCAAACUUCACAGAUCCUUGCUACAGGAGAGAUGGUCUGAGGGCCUUCAGGAAUGAUCCAGCCCUGCAUUUAAAAUAGUCCAAAGAACCUACCCUCUUGUCUGUCUGCCCCAGAGCACUGACAGACAGACGCAUACAAAGAGGCUUUGAUGAGUAUCUAGUUCCAGUUGAAGAGGUAUGAUGCACAUCAUACCUCUCCAACUGAAGCUAGAUACUCAUAACUGGAGGUUUGAUCCCAUAUGUCUGUCUUCUCCAAAAGUGCUAGCAACCUCUUCCAGACUGCAUCAAUUCUUUGUUCCAUAUGGGCACGCCUAUGACCCUAAGGCACCUUACCAUGUCUGCAUAACUGCAUUAUUUCAGCUGUUUUCAAGCCUUAUCCAUGAAUGACAUGUUUAUAUUGUAUAAAUCAAUAGAUAUAUUUUACAACCACA